Molecule: messenger RNA, 2790 nt
Organism: Micropterus salmoides (largemouth bass)
Lineage: Eukaryota; Metazoa; Chordata; Actinopteri; Centrarchiformes; Centrarchidae
Gene: chmp4ba
Product: charged multivesicular body protein 4Ba
Exons: 5
Coding region: 179-847 (222 amino acids)
Biological process (GO): late endosome to vacuole transport via multivesicular body sorting pathway; vesicle budding from membrane
Cellular component (GO): multivesicular body; cytoplasmic side of plasma membrane; ESCRT III complex
Source: RefSeq, a predicted model, not a curated record
CUGAAACGCGGAAGAAGAGCGAAAAACAACAACAGCGGCAGCAGCAGACCUCUGGCUCGUGACGGUAGUUGACGAGAAGACAACAGAGCAGUUUAACGAUUAACUGUUCGGUAUCAGAAAGUACCAGCUGUUUGUGAACAGUUAAUCCACCCGUUCUUGUUUACAUUUAUUAACAAAAAUGUCGUUGUUUGGUAAGUUAUUCGGCGGCGGGGGUAAGGGAGGGAAAGCGCCGACACCCCAGGAGGCUGUCCAGCGACUCAGAGAAACCGAGGAAAUGUUGGCAAAAAAGCAGGAUUUUUUGGAGAAGAAAAUUGAACAGGAGCUCCUGACGGCGAAGAAGAACGGCACGAAAAACAAACGAGCGGCUCUACAGGCUUUGAAGAGGAAAAAGCGUUAUGAGAAGCAGCUGGCUCAGAUUGACGGGACAUUGUCUACCAUUGAGUUCCAGAGGGAGGCACUAGAAAACGCCAACACCAACACAGAAGUGCUCAAGAAUAUGGGCUUCGCCGCCAAGGCAAUGAAGGCUGCACAUGAAAAUAUGGACAUUGACAAAGUAGAUGAUCUGAUGGCGGACAUCACAGAACAACAGGAAGUGGCUCAAGAAAUCUCAGAUGUAAUUUCCAGACCGAUCGGAUUCGGAGACGAGUUUGACGAGGAUGACCUUAUGGCUGAGCUGGAGGAGCUGGAACAGGAAGAGCUCGAUCAAAAUCUUCUGGAAAUCAAAGGAGCUGAGGAUGUUCCAUUACCCAGUGUACCAUCUACAUCGCUACCAUCUAGACCAGCCAAGAAGAAGGAGGAAGAAGACGAAGACGACAUGGCAGACCUCGAGGCCUGGGCGGCUAACUAAGCUAGCUUGCCCUGCUAGCUAGCCAGUGCCCCUCUCCUGUUUGUCUCUGUGCUACCAGGCCGGUCCCAGACAUCUUGAAGAGAGACAGGGACUCUGGGCUGCUGAGCUGGCUCCUGGCAUCCUGCUCUGUCUCAAAGCAUACAUCCCAAUAUCUAACCGUACCCCAGCCCGAAAGUAUACACUUGUGCACAUAUUCACUGACUUAAAAUUAAAUGAACCCAGGCUUUUCUUCUUCAAUUAAUGUAACAGUAAGAAUAUCUUUGCCCCACCUGUGCACUCCUGCUUCUAAAGGGCAUAGAGCAAAUGUCAUGCACUAACAGCCUGUGGUUUUAUAUAUAUAUAUAUCAAAGUUCUCUUUGCAAGGAAAUGGAGUGCAUGACAGCACACUUUGGUCAGGAGCGCGCAAGUGCAUACUUAUAGGGAAGGGUGUGUGGAAGAACAGGGCGAGUUUCCAGGAGGAACGUGAAUAAUCAUCAAAUGUGGGGGUUGGGGGGUGAAAACAGAAAAACGACAUUACACAGCCAUUUUUCUGCUUCCUGCGUUGUCAUCUCUGCUCUUUUACAGUGAUGACAACAAAGGAUAAAUGAUGAAAAUGUAGCACUUUCUCAUUGAAAUAUUGCCGUCAAACUACAAAACGAUGACAGCAGUGGAAACAUCUUGAAUUGGAGAAUCUAGGGUUUGUACUCCCUCUGUCAGCCAUAUCUCUGCAGGCAACUUCAUUAGGCACUCUGGAUCUUAGUUAAAUUCCUAAAAUGUCAUGUGAGUACAAACACUAUGUUGCAACAAGGGAUAUUGUUAAUAGAAAGGGCUUUUUUCUAUCAUUGAACAUUACAGUAGCACCAAUGCCUACUUUUUUUACGAAUACAUCAAUAAGGUUUCCAGUUGGGACUCAAAUGCUACUAAAAUAGGCUUUGCAGCUGCAUAUCUUUGCAGCUACAUUUCUCAGAUCUAAAUAUUUAACAACAUGACAAUGAUAUGGGGGGAAAAAAGAUCCUUUUCACUAACUAUCCUUUCUCAGCUAGUGAAAGUUAGCUGUUAGCUAGCAGGCUCAUUUACCAAUGCAAAAGGUGUUUAUGCUAACGGCUAAAAAUAUUCAAAGUCAGAAGCUGCAACCAAAGUUGUUAUAUUAUGACACUUUAUACAUCAGGAGUAGUUGACCCCCAAAAUGGCUGUUAGAGGGCACAGCAUAACACCUUGCAAGGCCUCUGUUUUUCAAUUUAAAAUUACAUUUGCCUCUCACCUCCAGCGCCUUGUUUGUCUGUGGUUUAACAGCAAUGUACUGUACUCUGAGAAAAUCCUACAUUGGUUGAAUUAAAAGAUACUGUGUGUGUGUGUGGUGUGUGAGUGAGUGAGUGAGCGAGUGAGUGAGAUGCUUUUUCAGCCUUUUGACACAGUGACCUCUUGUGAAUAUUUAGUCAAAUUGGUGAGUUGGAUUUUUUCAUUUGCUUUUGACUCACCUUUAGUGCAAAAUUGAUUUAAAGAUUGAGAGAGAAACAUGAGACAUGUUGAUAAAACAGCCGUAGCUACACAUUUAUGCAUGGGCGGAUUGGGGUCUAUCCAGGAUCAAACACAUAACUGAGACUGUAAUUUAAACAUGACCUAAAGUCAAGUCAUCAUGACCUUAAAUAAAAUUUCAAAAGUACUGAUUUGAAACUUCUGCUCAUUUUUGUCAUGCAAAAUAGCCUUAUUUGUGACUGCUAAGCCCCAGUCCUGAUAUUUAAAGAGAAACUAUUGAGAAGAAACUUGCAAAUGCCAAUAGUUUGUUUUUCUUUUAUUUCUGUUUACCUCAAAUGUCACUCAUGUUCUGUCUGGCUAUACAUAAACACUGUGUAAUCUGUUGCCAGUUCUGCUCAGAGCUGUAUAAAGAGGUUAGACAUUGGAGAUUUUCAUUGACUGGGGCUGGAUACAGUUUAUCUUAAUAAAGCUGGGAUUUGGUGCAAGCA